Molecule: messenger RNA, 5548 nt
Organism: Apodemus sylvaticus (European woodmouse)
Lineage: Eukaryota; Metazoa; Chordata; Mammalia; Rodentia; Muridae
Gene: Dcun1d3
Product: defective in cullin neddylation 1 domain containing 3
Exons: 3
Coding region: 286-1200 (304 amino acids)
Biological process (GO): protein neddylation; positive regulation of ubiquitin-protein transferase activity
Cellular component (GO): ubiquitin ligase complex
Molecular function (GO): ubiquitin-like protein binding; cullin family protein binding; ubiquitin conjugating enzyme binding
Source: RefSeq, a predicted model, not a curated record
GGGGCGGCCGCCGCCGGUGGGCUGCAGAUGAGGAGGAGGCGGCGGCCGCGGUGGCAGAAAAGGCGGCGGCGGCGGGGGUAGGGAGCCUGGAAACGCAAGCGGGGAUGGUAGGUAGUUUGGACCCGCCGGGCCGCCGUCGUUUCCAGAAAGGGUUUGACUGGAGGAACCUCUGGAGCAGCUGUUGUCUGGCUCCUCUAACUGAUGGCAUGUUGAAGUACAUGGGCCAGCGGCAGCGAGGGCAUCUGAUCCAGAGGGGGCCACUCUAGAGGCCAGGGUACCACCACCAUGGGCCAGUGUGUCACCAAGUGCAAGAAUCCUUCAUCAACUUUGGGCAGCAAGAAUGGAGACCGGGACCCCAGCAGCAAGUCACACAGCAGGCGGGGGGCUAGCCACCGUGAGGAACAGGUGCCACCUUGUGGCAAACCAGCUGGGGAUAUUCUUGUCAAUGGGACCAAGAAAGCAGAGGCUGCCACUGAGGCCUGCCAGCUGCCAACUUCUUCUGGAGAUGCUGGGAGGGAGUCUAAGACCAAUGCUGAGGAGUCUUCCUUGCAGAGGUUGGAAGAACUAUUCAGGCGCUACAAGGAUGAGCGAGAGGAUGCAAUUUUGGAGGAAGGCAUGGAGCGUUUUUGCAAUGACCUAUGUGUUGAUCCUACAGAAUUUCGAGUGCUGCUCUUGGCUUGGAAGUUCCAGGCUGCUACCAUGUGCAAAUUCACCAGGAAGGAGUUUUUCGAUGGCUGUAAAGCAAUAAGCGCAGACAGCAUUGAUGGGAUCUGUGCACGGUUCCCUAGCCUCUUAACAGAAGCCAAACAAGAAGAUAAAUUCAAGGAUCUCUACCGGUUUACAUUUCAGUUUGGCCUGGACUCUGAAGAAGGGCAGCGAUCACUGCAUCGUGAAAUAGCCAUUGCCCUGUGGAAACUAGUAUUUACACAGAACAAUCCUCCAGUAUUGGACCAGUGGCUAAACUUCCUAACAGAGAACCCUUCGGGAAUCAAGGGCAUCUCCCGGGACACUUGGAACAUGUUUCUUAACUUCACUCAGGUGAUUGGCCCCGACCUCAGCAACUACAGUGAAGAUGAGGCCUGGCCGAGUCUCUUUGAUACCUUUGUGGAGUGGGAAAUGGAGAGAAGGAAAAGAGAAGCAGAAGGGAGAGGUGCACUCAGCUCAGGGCCCGAGGGCUUGUGUCCAGAUGAGCAGACUUAGCUGCUCUGUUCCAGGAGCAGCACUGAGGAUCUGCCUGCUGCCCUGCAGCCAAGUGAGGAAUUGGACCUUUCUGGAAAUUACUGAAGAUCCGGAUAUUUUCUACUUUACACCUUUCUCUGCCUUGUAUUUGAAAGGGCUCUAAAAUGCUGUAUCAUGUUUUAGGCACUUUCUUCAUUUUUUUUUUUUUUUGGGUUAUUUUGGUUAUUUCUUUUUUGGGGUGGGAAAUCUCCCAAAAUAUUUGAACCUGGCUACAUGUUGUGUACCUUUUUUUUUUUUUUUGAAGCCUUCAGAUAGAAUAAGCCUGCCAUUUCUUGCACAACUUUAUUAGAUUUGUUUUGUUUUUGUGGGGGAGGGUGUAGGCCUGGGUUGGGGAGUGGGAUUGUUAGGUUGGAUUAACAUUACAAAAUGAUACAGUGCCAGAUCUCAGUUUGCAUAUUAUUUUUCAGGGCAGGUCUGUACUGUGUGUAGUGCUGUUUACAUGGUUGAAUUUAGGUUGUAAUAAUUAUUUUAAAAGAUUUACACAGAUAUGAAUAUAGCAGUGUUAACUGUUAGCCACAUUGCAUUAAUUUCCAGACAGUUUGGAGCUCUUGGAGAGCUAAGGCCACGAGCAGUGGAGAGCAUCUGCACCCACCCCACCCCUUUAAGCUAAUUUAUCCAAAGCCCUGUGUCCCUCACUUCAUGCUCAUUCCUCCUUUGACCUAUUACAUUUCAUAUUUAACUCCGCUAUCAUCAUGCUGUACCUGUCGGUCAAGUGAGCAGUUUUGUUUUGUUUUGUUAGAACACAUUGUACUGAAAACCACUUAAGCAUUGAAUGCAGAGAAAGCAGUGCUACCUCAGUUUUGCUGGAAGUAGACUUCUUUGAUAGUUUUCUUUGAUGUUUUUGUAUUUUCAUGUCAUAAGUGGAAAUACUUCUUUUCCCCCACUUUUCAUUUGUCUCGGAGCCAAAGUUUCCGUUCUGGGUGGUGAGAAAAGUGUGCCUGCCAGCCAGCUGACCUGGAAGAAAGCUGUGGCCUGGAGCUCUGCUUCAAACUGUUUUUCCUUUUUGUUGAGUAUCAUUAGCUUACUUGUCUGGCAAGUGCAGAAGCCCGAGACUGGCCUGAACUCUGCCAAACAAAUUAUCCAUGUGUAUUGAAUCAUUAAAUGUGUGCCCUCCCCCUUUGCUGCACCCACGUUGUCACUUAACCCCCAGGAGUUAUUUAUUAUCUUUUUGUUAAUGUCAAGCUCAUUUGGGGUAAUGUGAUGACUGUUUAGGUUUACAUGACCCUCUUCUCUUUCCCUUACCCCCAGAUAUGUAUAUAUACAUAUAUAAGAUAUGUAUAUAUUUUACCUUUAUAAAAUAUAUAUAUAUACACAUAUAUGUAUCUAUAUCCCUUUGUCUGCUAAAACUGGCCAUGAAAGAGGGAGUUGCCUUCAAUCUGUAGUGUUAAGAUGCCAAGGAGCAUCAUAAAUGGAGGCUGUUGUAUAUUAAUUUAGACUUUUUCACUAAAAAGAACAUGAAUGAAUUUGCUCGCAGGAAGGAGGAACCAGUUCUCUACACUCUAUGCUCACUCUAUAAGGCCAGCUUUGGUCAAGCUGCCACUGGGGCCUGAAGAAAGAGCUGACUCUGUCCUACCUUGUUCCACUAAAGUACCAUCUUGAUAAUUUCCCCUUAAAAAAUAUCCUCAAAAAUGUACUGGAAGGUGGGUGGCAGGAGCUUGUACAGUUCAGCUUCCAACAUUUCCAACAGAUUUAAAAGGGAAUCUUUUAAUAAAUAAAAGUUACAAAAAUAUUUAUACUCUUGAUACAAUGAAAAAGUGUCUAUUAAAUAUUUGGAAUUUUCUCCCUUGAUUAGUCUGCCCCAAAUCCUGGGUAUGUUUCUCAACCUGGGUAAGAAUUGCAUGCUUUGAGUUCUUCAUGAAUCUUAUAGCUCUGGGCACUUAUCUUUAUAAAGAUGAUUAUUUAAGGAGAUGACAGUCAUAUUGCCUAAAGUUGGUAUUGACACAGGGAACGUUUUUGUAAGCCUCACAGUUGUCCUUUCUUGAGGGAUGAGGUGAUGAGUAUCAGCAACAGACUUAAGAAGAUAGUGCUGGAAGGCCCAUGUGGCUGCUGGACCAGAUGUGCCCCUUUCUUCUAGUCAGAAUAAGAUGAAGUCCUUGAGUAAGAAUUCAGGAGCCCAGCAGUUUCUGAGGGCACAGUUGCAUUAUAGCAUUUGGAUAAGAUCUCAUCUAGCCAGUUAGUUGUUCCUAAUUCAGGAUUAGAUAGAAGAAGUCCGAUGAGGGAAGAGAUGGAGUCAGGUAAGACUUUCUGUCCCAGAUAAGAAAGGGUAUAUGGUGGGGAAGUGCCAAGAGAAGGAGUCCACCAAGGGACCCAUGGACUCAAGGAACUAGAUUCCUUCCCCACUGGGCAGUUUUGUUUUUUUUUUUUUGUGUGUGUGUGUGUGUGUGUGUGUGUGUGUGUUUUGUUUUUUGUUUUUAACUGCUCAGUUUCUCUAACCCCAGCCAUUUAGAAAUUAUUAUAUUUUUAACCAUCUGUUGUUGAGAAACCAGAGACAGGAACAGUCAGGGAAGGACUUUGGGUUCUCUGUGUAGUGGUUUUGCUUUGCCAAGAGAUUCUCAGUGAGGUAUAAGGUUUCUGGGAAACAAAAGCCUCAGUUUCACUCAGCUUCAGAUAGGCUUGCUGCUUAUUGGGUGGAUGAGCAGUGGCUGGGAGCCAAACUGCCCUUCAGGUAAGCUAGCUUUGUGGCUCGGGCGAUGUGGGCAGGUGUGAUAUGUGGGUGCCAUUUUGAAAUUCUGCAACGUCUAAGCAUUACUACACAGACUGAAUAUGUUGGAAAUUGCUUACUUUGGGCAAGUGACUUUUUGAGUUUCCAUGGUAAUUCUUUAGUAACUUAUUAGCAAGCUGAUGAGAUAAAACAUUACUUUAUUGAUUUCUUUCCCCUAGUCUUCCUUGCCAAACUUGAAUGUAUCAUUCUUAAUGACACUUUGGUGUACUUCUAGGGGUGCCUCAGCAGUUCUCUCUUCACUGUAGCAGAUGUGCCAACAUGUAUGUUGGGCCCAGAAGUCUGUAUGUACCUAUCUGAUAAAGAAGUCUCCAGAGCUGGCUGUAAAUCCAAAUUUCAGCCAAAGCUUUGGACCAAGGGAAAGAUAACAGAAAAUGUGCAAAGCAGUACUGUUCAUAUUAGAUGGGCACAGUGAAGAAUUAUGAUGCACACAGAAUUAGCUUGAAACAGUAAUGUCUCAUAGGGUCUGGUCUCUAGGCCAGAUUAGGUUAUGGGACCACAUAGAGUAUGUACUUAGACUACACAUUGGUGGGAAGUCCCUAAGACUUAUUCAAAAACUAACAAAGCAGAAGAUGUGUGUAUUGGAAUGUAUAGUCUGCUGUAUUUCAAGUGGGGUCUUCAGUGCAGCAGGUAGACCUAGUUAUAUAGUUAUAUAAGGGAUGGAAAGAGAACUACUGUUAUAAAGUUUUCAUUUCCCCCACACUGCUUCCUUUAGACUUAAUCUCCUAUAUAUGUUAGGAUGGCUAGUGAUGACCUUAACAUCUUGGUAACUGACAAAGGUCUUACUUGGAGGACUGAAGCAGUAUUUAGCUUAAAUACUUGAAAGAACAAAAUUAUCAAAAUAUGUUGAUUAGGGUUUAAGGUCAUGUGAUACUGAUCUUUUCUUCUGGGUCAUGUAGAAGGUAGGUUCUUGCCACACUCUUAUUCAGUUUCUUUGGUAAGGUGUAAUUGCAGCCCAUACCAGUUUGACCUGGCCCAGGACUAUAUGCUGGGAAUGCUCCCCAGGAGUCCCCCCUGCCCCACCCUCCACCCUUUUUUCCAGAGAAGGAUGCUUGAGGAUUGGGCACAGAUGCUGAGGUCUGAUUAGCUGAAAACUCAAGUUCUUAUUCAGGUGUUGGGGCAUCAUGUUCUGUUUUCUCCUGGAAACCCAGCCUGCUCUCAUAAAUACCCAAAUCCAUCACAUAUCAUGAGCAUUGCCAAAAGAAGCCAUUCAGCAGCUGCUGUUUUUCUCUCAGCACAAAUAUAUUUGCUACAGAAGAAUUAUCUUUUCUCUAAUACUGGUCCCCAGUCCUCAGAAUCUGUUAACUGCUCUUCCCUGCUGCACUGAAUAUGGUUCUAGGUUUUGAAGAGGGAAUUUGAAGCAAUAGGCAAACAGGGCUUGAUGGACUGGUCUUGCAUAUAUCCUGUCUUAAGCCGCUGAGGUGAUGAGUCCACUGCUCAUGUGACCCUCCACCUUUGUAGAUCCCUCUUGGUUUGUGACCUGUGUACGUUUCUUGAGGUUGUACAAAUUUGACAAAAGUUAAUACUUUUGUAUUCUCUGCACUGUUGCACUCUUCAAAAAGCCCCCUGAAUAUUAACUUGAUAUACACA